CAAAGGUAGCUUCAACUCUACCGCUCAGACGCGCUUUGGCUGAGUACAACAAAUUUCUCAAACUACAUUCUGACAGAAGUAUCUGUAGUUUUGUGGUUAAAAUACUUUAGGUUCUAGAAAUAGGUUGUGCCUUACUAAGUAAGGAAAGAGAUUGUGAUAGAUUUUGCCUUUCACAAUUUCCAAAAUUAGUUGUUUUAAAAAAUAAAUUGAAUGACUGUUGGAGGUCGCUUCCAUAGACAUCAGAUGCCACAAGACAGGAAAGACUCGUCAGCAGCUGACACAACUAAACACACCCUUGCAGAGUUACUGCCAGGGCCUGACCCCACCCCACCCCCUACAACUCCUAACAACAGCAAGACUUCUAACAAUGGCAAUAACAGCAACAACUCAAACAAUGGAGGGGGCAGCAGCCGCAAUUUCUUAGGUCAGAAUGUUUUUGAUGAAAUACCUGGUCGACCGUCUCCAGGUAUGCACAUGCACAAGAUGGGUCCACAAGUGCCAGCAAUGCAGCCUAGCCAUUCCCAUGGGCCUGGGAAAGUCUAUCCCCCUAACCAGCCUAUGGUCUUCAAUCCAUCUAACCCCAAUGCCCCGCCUAUAUAUCCUUGUGGAGUAUGCCACAAAGAAGUGCAUGAAAAUGAGCAGGCAAUCUUGUGUGAGAGCGGCUGUAACUUCUGGUUUCAUCGUCUUUGCACAGGCUUGACAGAGGAUGCUUUCACUAUGCUCAAAUCAGAAGUCUAUGCAGAAUGGGUGUGUGAUAGGUGUCUUCACACUAAGAAUAUCCCACUACUCAAGGUUAAACCUUGAGAAAUGCAUUUGUAUAGAAAUAUCUUCCAUGAGUCCUGGAUAUUAUUCAAAUUACUUUAGCUGCCAUAAUUUUCAUGAACUUUAAGGGCUCAGCAGUUACAUUAAAAUACCUGGUAGCACUGAAGUGACUGUUUUUGAAGCACUUGAAAUGAGAAAUGAACCAUUGUCAGAAGGGCAUUGAUGGAUGAUAAUGGGGGUUGUGAAAAUGAUGUUUCAUGUUGUUUAUUACAGUGUGAGUGGUGCCUUUUGAUUGAGCCAACAGUAAAAUGAAAGCCAGACAUCCUUUUAUGUGAAAGGCUAAAAUGUGUGCGUGUGCGCACAUUAGCGAACACUUGCAGUUUUUUAGUUGGUAUUUUUUUUCAUGACUGAUCAUUGCAAGUAAAGUGUAUGAUUGCAUAGGGGCUGAUUUUUAAUGCUAGCAUUAAUAUGUUAGUAAUAGAGGCAGAUUUUCAAAGCAUGCUUAUUAACAUAUAAUAUUGUACUCAAUACUCAUUGUGUUUUUGUGAUUCAUGUAGAAUUUCUAAUUGAUUAAUAUUGCAGAAGUAGCUACAAAUCCUACCCUUUGCAAACAGCUUUUUCUUCCCGCCACAUUCUUCAUUUCUGGACAUCUAGCUGCAUGGGAAGGAACUUUAUUUUCCCCCAUUGACUUAGGAGACAGAUGCUGUAUCAUAGCAGUUAAUGCUGUAAUUUAGAAGUUUUAUUGGUGAAUUCUUUGUGGUGCAAUAUGUAGGCCUAUUGUAUACUUUGUUAAAAGUGAGGGUUUUAUUGUCAUUUAAACAAUUGUGUUGACUAUAUUUGUUGCAAAGUUUAUGUAUCUUUCUUUAUGGGAAGUUAAAACAUUUACAAGUGGGGUUGGGGUGAAGGUUAAGAGUGUGGUUCAUGAGUGAAAUAAUGGAGGAAUGGGGUGAGCAUGUACACAAACACAUACAUGCUACCAGAUGGUGCAGUAGCUGGUGAUAAGGAAUAGAUCUGGCUAGUUCAUCUAGGACAAUCUCCAUACAUCAGUACACAUUGGUGGAGGGAUGGGACCUCCACAAGAACAGGUUAAAUGUAAUAAAAAAUGUUGAAGGUUACUUUUUAUUCAUGAAUUUUUUUGUUAAAACUUUUUUUCCCUUUAAUAAAAGUUAAAGAGAGA
This is a messenger RNA of Pomacea canaliculata, 1939 nucleotides long. RefSeq names its product protein pygopus-like. Bases 211 to 804 code for a protein of 197 amino acids. Lineage: Eukaryota; Metazoa; Mollusca; Gastropoda; Architaenioglossa; Ampullariidae. The transcript is spliced from 5 exons. The record is from RefSeq and is a predicted model, not a curated record.